CACUGAUGUAGAAAGAUGGAGUAUUUACUUUGGGAGAUGAGGGGAGGAAAGCAAAAGAUGUUGCCAUUAAAGCUGGUACGCGCUCUGGUUUUAGGAGAAACCAUCGGUCACCAUCCUCUUCCUCUUUCCCAAAAUCACUGUAAAAAUGAUGAUGAUGAUCGCGACACCACCGCCAAUCGCAGUGAAACAACAAAAACCCCAAUGCUUCUUUUUGUUCCAACCAGAGAGCUUGUCAAAGAUACGUACAGGUUAGCCACUAUAGCAAGAGAUAUGGGCAUGGAUUUGUACCCAACCCCAUCUCUAUCUCACAUCAUUUUCUCAUACCCAUCAACGUCUUCUUCUUCAUCUCCCUCAUCGUCUUCAAAGGCGUCUUCUUCGUCAUCAUCUUCACCAUACCCAUCAUCCUAUUCAUGGUCUUCUUAUUCGCUACCAUUGUCUCAGCUACCUAAGGACGCCAUCCCUCUUUCCUUCCCCUCAAUCUCUGGCUCCUCUCUCUCCCACCUCCGAUCCUUUGUGUCUCUCUCAAAGGGGCUAUUUAAGCUUGUCUUUUACACACAUAGCACUGAUAAUGAUCCCAAGGAACUUAUUCUCGACCAUUCCAAGAACAACUGGGAUUGCUCUUCGUUGUCUCUGUUUUCGCGGUUAACAGGACAUAAAAUCGAUUCCAUGGAUGGCUUUUGUAGGGCUUUGGCUGGAACUGGAUGGACCCUUUUCAAGACCAAGAAGAACCCAUCACAGGAUUCCGGUGGAAGUCACAUUUAUGGGUGCAAGAUGGUGUACCUGUUCAGGAAGGUGGACUCAGGCCGGAUUCGAUGGCUCCAGGGAAAUGGGGAGUGUAGGAUGAGAGAGCUGAGGUUACCCAAAUUGGAUUUUAGGAAUGCACCUUUGAGGAUUUUGCAGUACAUUCUUCUAAUGACCGAUGAUCUCUUUUAUCUGGCCUAACUUGGAAAUAUGUUCCCGCCUCCCCCAUUAGAGCUCAGGAUCUCGCGGAAGUGGGGAAGGGAGUACCCAAACCCACACGUCGACCACAUUUCGCCCCAACACAGGCUUGCAGCAAUACUGAAGCAUCUUUGUCUGUCAUGAUCAAUGAAGUAUCUGAUAACUUGUAAUGGAUGGCUUCUUGCAGGCUUGUGUUUUUAGAACAUAGAUGGGUAUCACUGAGAAGUCAUAAUGUGUAUUGCACUGUUUCUUCCCUUACACACUUACGCCGCAAAAAUCUUUUGUCCAGCAUGAGUUGGUAGCAGUUUAGUGUGGAGUACUGAUCCAAAGACAAUAAUCUUGUAAGAGCUUGCAAAGCAUAGUUUUAUUGAUCCAUAUCUCCUUUGAUUUUACUGUCAUGCUUCUUGACAGCAAUAAAUUCCAGUUGAAAUGUUAGUUUUAGACUUUUAGUUGUGCAUGCCAGUGCCGACUGAGUACUGAAUCUACUGACCAGCGUUGCAGUAUGAGGAGCAAUGCAAAGGCGAUUCUAUUUAUCCAUUCUGCUAUUUUUUGGCUCUUCCUUCAUAGAGGAUGUUCACUGCAAUCUUGUUUUUGCUAGUUCUCAUCAUGCCAUAAUAUGCAUAUCCUAUAUUAUUCAAAUGUUGAUGGUGGAAUGGCCAUAGGAUUAUUCAGAUAUUUGGGUGGAAACUAGUUCUCCUUCUACAUGUUUUCAACAAUUCUUAGUCUCUCUGUUCUUUCUGUUGUUCGAGCUCUGAAACUCUGCAACACUAAAUCCCUUAUCAGAAUUGUCUGCAACAUAAAAGCUUAUGGGAAAGUCAGGUUACCAGACGGAAAUGAAUGAUCCCAAUAAGGUGGCCAGUAUUGUUUGUUUUGUAUGUAUUGACUGAAGUCAUUUGUAAUAAAGAACAAUAUUUGGAUGGCAGAGACCAAUUAGUCUUUUGCCUGAAUUGCAUGACGAA
Molecule: messenger RNA, 1898 nt
Organism: Tripterygium wilfordii
Lineage: Eukaryota; Viridiplantae; Streptophyta; Magnoliopsida; Celastrales; Celastraceae
Exons: 2
Coding region: 16-942 (308 amino acids)
Source: RefSeq, a predicted model, not a curated record